This is a messenger RNA of Dichomitus squalens LYAD-421 SS1, 1535 nucleotides long. Its product is annotated as glutathione S-transferase. The record is from RefSeq and is a predicted model, not a curated record. Gene Ontology annotation, cellular component: cytoplasm. The transcript has 10 exons. The coding region runs from base 395 to 1348 and encodes 317 amino acids. Lineage: Eukaryota; Fungi; Basidiomycota; Agaricomycetes; Polyporales; Polyporaceae. Gene Ontology annotation, molecular function: glutathione transferase activity.
CGAAGUCGAGCAGAAGUUCGUUGCAGGAGUAUAUGAAAGACUCUUGUGGUCAAUUUUGGUAACAGCAAUGCUGCAUGAGCACAGGCAUAGGGGGAUUGUCAACAUACUGUUAGACUGCCUCCCAUGGCAUCCAGUCACAUGGUGACACUGAAGCUUGAACUUGUUGAGUCGCUGAUUUAUGGCACGCACAAUUGGCAUCACAUACUGACCAUGUUCGCUUGUCUCGAUUCCGGACGCCAAGGAGCAAUGGAUUGCUGACUGGAAGGUUUGCGUUUGUGUUAUCGAAGGAUCGCAAGGGAUCGCUACCUCGAAAGCUAUAUCAUCCCUCUCUGGGCGUACGAGAUCGGGCAACAGUCCAUUGCUUUCCUUGAUUGAUCUCAUCCGAAGAAGCAACAUGAGCUCUCAACAGACGAAACCAAUCGAUCUCAUCGCUAGCUCGCGCAAGGCAGACGGAACCUUCGAUCGCAAGCCGUCGGUGUUCAGGAGCUCCAUCGAGAAGGGCGGAAAAUUCGAGCCUGAGAAAGGUCGCUACCAUCUCUAUGUCGCUUACAGCUGCCCAUGGGCUACGCGCACACUGAUAGUUCGGAAGCUCAAAGGCCUGGAAGAAUUUAUAGGUGUGACCGUCGUGUCGCCUCAUUUCGGCCCAGAGAGUUGGCCGUUCGCAAAGGCGGACCCUUUCCCGGGCGCCGACAACGAUCCGCUGUACGGGGCCUCGCAUAUCAAGGAUAUAUACUAUAGGGCGGACCCCAACUACAGCGGAAGAUUCACCGUCCCCGUACUCUGGGAUAAGAAGACGGAAACCAUCGUCAACAACGAAAGCUCGGAGAUUAUUCGCUUUCUGAACACCGCCUUCAAUGAUGUUCUGCCUGCCGAUAAGGCCGAACUGGACCUCUAUCCAGAGCAUCUCCGCCAGGAGAUUGACGAGAUCAACGACUGGGUGUACAACACCGUAAACAACGGAGUUUACAGGGCUGGUUUCGCUUCGACCCAGAAGGCCUACGAAGACGCAGUGCUUCCGCUUUUUGAGUCACUUGACCGGCUUGAGAAGAUCCUCGCAGCAAAGGACUACCUGGUCGGCGACCAGCUGACGGAAGCGGACGUCCGGCUGUUCGUCACGAUUAUACGGUUUGACGUCGCUUACUACGCGCACUUCAAGUGUAACCUUCGCACGAUCCGUGAUGGUUACCCUGCGAUCCACCUCUGGCUUCGCAAACUCUACUGGAACAACCCCGCGUUCUCGGAGACAUGUAACUUCGAUCACAUCAAAGGCGGCUACUAUUCUAUCGGCCAUCUCAAUCCCUACGGCAUCGUGCCUGUCGGCCCCAUUCCCAACAUCCUCCCGUUAUAGGCCUGUAUUCGUGCAAAACGAGACGCAUCUCUGAGGUGCUCUUCGUAUGAGAGGUCUCGUCCAACACGAGGUAUGAGCAUAUCGGUUAUUUAUGUUGAAGCCUGUAAUCCUUGCUGUCGACUGGGUUCUAUCGAGGUUUUCGCUCGAUCAGGGUUCUACAAACUGUUUGAUAGAUGCAGAUAGCAAU